AUGGACUGGAAUUUUUUGUCUUACCAAGGAAAGCCAAAUUUCUUCGGCCGUGAUUUUCUCAGUAUUUGGGUGUCUGAUGAGGGUUUUACAGAUAAUUGCUACACUCCCCCGCUUGCACAAGAGCUAGUGUUGGACAUUCGUGUCGUUGGAAUCAAUGACCCACCAGUUAUAUCUGCGACAAACCAAGUCUUGGUCUAUGACAAGGGCCGUAGAUGCUAUUCUGACUUCAUGCUCUUUCCUGUCAAUCCGGAUGGAAUGUCCACUAAUUGCGUCAAUGCCAGUUCAAGCUUGGUUCCUCCCCGAAUCUUUGGGAGCAGUGUGUACAUCACUGAUGUGGAUAUGAACUACUUGUCAUACGCUAAUAUGACGCUAACGCUGAAGAUCGGAGACAAUCCUGCACUGCACCAGAACGCUGGCCAAUUUUUCUUCCCUGAAGUUACAAUCACGGCAAACAAUUGGUAUGAAAUGUACAGGGACUCGACAGGCAUUCUGACCAUGGUCAUACAAGGCAAGAUGGAGAGCAUAAAUCAACUCCUUGCGGAAAUGAGAUAUGAUGCCAGUCCUUCUUUUCAAGGAUAUGUUCCAUUCCAAAUCAUCGCAGACGAUAUGAAAAACUAUGGAGAAUGUAGUGGUAACCAUAUUUGCGGUGCAGAUUUUCCAUGUAUCAAUCACAACUUGGCUGGGAGCCACGUUCCAGUCUUGGUUGGUUUGACAACGACAGUACUUGAUGCAACUGUGGUGACACCGGGGAGUUGUGUAUCUACCACCUGUCGUGCUUGUAAUCAAGAGCCCGGUUGUGGUUGGUGUCCAAGCAUCUGUUCGUUCCAGGGAGGAAAGUGCAUUGCCCGAUCGAAUUCCGGUCCUAAGUUCGAAUCUUGCCCUGUAGAUCCUGUCACAGGACGCAAAUUUAUGGAGUGUCAGUGGAUUCGAAAGAGACAUGGAUCCUUCAUGCAGUACAUUCGUCGGAAGCAAGCUGAUCUACAAAGAGCUGCAUUCAUGUUGAUCUAUGAACCGCAAUUACGAUGCCAGUUUGACCAGAGCUUCACACUCGACAGAGCUUCAUCCUUGUACCUUUCUAUGGAUAACUGCAUGGUUCGAUUCAUCCCUUCAUACAAUCAACCUUACCCUGACAAUCAGUUGACGUCGUUGAAGGUCCAAAUAGCUCUGACCAAGGAUCCGCUGAUAAAACUUGCGACCGACAAUUGCAACUACAAUUCAACGAUUUCGAUUUCAAACGAAAGGGAGAUUUCCAAGAGAUACUCGAACUACAUCUGCAAUAUGCAGAUCAUUGUGCCGAAUAGGUUUGUCCUACCACAGACUACGAUUUAUGCCAAUGGACAGAACGUAACAAAGGUGAGAGCAGGUCCCAUGGACCAGGACACCCAAAAUUUCGGCCUUGAUUUUGGACCUAACACGUUCAGUCUGGUUGGCAAUUACUUAGAAGCGAGGGUGCAGAACUUAAGUUGUAAGUCGCUCGUCUACUCAGUUACUCAUGGGUCUCUCCUUGGUGUUGAUGUUCGAGCGACACAAGGAUCUUUCUCAAGCGAUGAUGCGGAUUUAAUCCUUACAUCACAAGUGAUGACUUCGGUGCAAUUCUGGCAAAAGUCUUCGAAUGCGGUAUGUUUGUCGGCAGCUAAUGGAUCACUCUACGUUGACAACUCCUGUAAACGAGUUUGCAAAUACAGGAAUCUUGCAGAGAACAUUCAGCCGGUCAUCCCGAACAGACGGAGGUUACUUGGCUCUUUCUCAAGUUUGCCAUGGAUAUGUUCACCUCUGGCGAAUGGAACGCUAAAUUGCACGCAUUACGAUCCUGUUGCAGCAGCAAUCGCUGACGAAUGUCCUGUCGGAGCGAUGUACAAAUUCAAGUCCCAGGUUCCACAAAUUCCAGGCUGCUAUGACUUGCAAACAUGUACGCUGAAUCAAUCCGCACAAUGCCUGUGCAAGCCUGAAUGCGAUAUGAAAAAUCUCAACCCACCUGGUCUUUGCGACACAUCUGGACGGUGCUGUCAAACUGUGUGUGGUGGUUACUCAGGUGCUGACAUGUUUCCGAAUGAAAACAUGCCGCGGUGUGGCAUCCUUGUGGACAAGGUCAAGUACCCCUACUGCAACGGUACUCUGACUCAACAAUGGAAAUUCACCUCCAACUCUGGUCAAAUAGCAGUGACAGUCUCGGCGAACUCUACGGGGAGCAACAACACGGUCUCUUCAUAUCAGGGCUCGCAGCCUUCCCCAACGCUGCCGGUGACGAUUGACAUCCCAACCUCGGACAAGAAGACUCUCAACCAGCUCUUCCACCCUGGUGGGUCUGUCGUUCCCAACUACGACCGGUUUCAAUUUCAAAUGUCUGGUCCAGGUGCGCCAGAACCCUCUGUUGGAAUAUUCGUGUGGUUGUCAAACGUAAGGUAUCUGGCAAUUCCAAGUUGGAUAUACAGCCUGCUGUCCCUGAACCUCCUCACUCCUACAACCGGCUCCGUGCUCCUUCAUCUCUCCCCAGCAUUUUGUCCAGCAUUCGUCUCUAGCACCAGCGAAGCGUUUUAUUCUAGAUUGGUCCAGAUCGAGAAGCUUUUGGUUUCAACGUUACAAACAUAUCCAGCUUCAUCAUCAUCAAAACCGCUUCCUGUGAGCAGCCUGAUCAUGUUCCACCGAGUAGGCGCCCACCCCAUUCUAUUUGCGACUGAUCCAAACACAAACGUUGCAAGUGCAAAAGAAGUCAAGCCACUUGACUACAACCUCAUCAUUUCGAUUGUCCUUAUCGCUGUCAUUUUCCCUGCGGUGGUGUCUUUUAUUGCAGCACUGCUAGCUUUUCGAUUUGGAUCCAAGUAUCUCAAAGAUUUUCGGUCGCUCAAGGUCAAGGAAGAGUACAUGAUCUCAAAUGUGAAACAAUUGUUCAUCGGCAUCGAAGAGUAUUUUGACGAAGGGUUGAUUGAAUACAAGAUGAAAUACGAAGAGAUGGUGGGAAGGAGCAAUUGGUUCUACAUGUUUGAGACCUUCGUGUGGGGAGCAGAUGCGCAGAGAUCUUUGCUGGCAGAGUUAUGGAUUGUGUUUGUUGAAAUCUUGGCCUUCAUGCUGCCAGCCAUCCUUAUCUACGUUGUCGCUGAAAUGACCUCCGCGGAAUAUCUCGCGUUCAGGUGCGACCUGAGGGCAGACUACUGUAAUUGCAUGGGAGAGAAAGACUCCAUCCUGUACGCGUUCAUCGCUGUAGAGUACAUCGCCAUCUCCUACGUUUGCAUCGGAUUUCUUGAGCUGGUCUUGUAUUACCUCAGUCUCCCAUUCGAUUCAUUCCGAAAGUUAAUCAGAUAUGUAUUUUACUCUCUACUGUUUUUCAUGGGCUGGUUUGUUCUCUCAGUGUUUUCUAUGGUGGUUCUCUUCAUAUUUCUAGGAGUUUUGUUCAAACCUGCCUUUGUUAUCCCGUAUGGCAUCGCCAUUGUUGGCACAUUCUCAGCCUCGGCUUCCUUGCAUGCCAAGCUCAUGAAACUUCGGAUCAGAGUGCAAACAGGGAUUAUCAAGAAGGUCGAGCUGGAACGAAAGAAGCUCAACAACAUUCCUCCUGCUCUUUCGGAGCUUCUCAUCAGAAAGAACUUUGAACAGGCGCUUCAUGACAAUGGUCUCUCGAUAUCAAGGAUAACUCUCACAGUAUUUGGAUUUGUGUGCUUGAUUGCAAGCAUUUACGCUUUCGUGUUCAUCGGCUUUAAUGCCUUCACAUCUCCAGGAGAUGUCAUCGCAAGCUACGUCAACAGCGCGAUCUCGAUCGGAAUCUCAUUAGUCACUCAGCAAGUCCUUGCAAGCGAGGGUGAGGAGGAAGACGUCCGGAACAAGGUAGAUGACGUGCAGGACAAGAUCAUGAAAUCGCUCAAGGGUGUGCUAAGGAUGGUGUCGAAACAGAUCCACCUCGCCAUGAAGCUGUACACGAGAUUGAAGGUCUCAGGGAAUCUGGAAGUAGCCAAGGCCGAGUGA
Molecule: messenger RNA, 3954 nt
Organism: Guillardia theta CCMP2712
Lineage: Eukaryota; Cryptophyceae; Pyrenomonadales; Geminigeraceae
Exons: 4
Coding region: 1-3954 (1317 amino acids)
Source: RefSeq, a predicted model, not a curated record